AUGGUCCGACAGGCACGUGGCGUAUUUGAACGCAACCUCGAAUCGCAGGCAAAAUCUAACCCAAAAAGAUUUUAUGCACAUGUUCAACGAAACAAACGACUGUAUAAUCGAGUGGUUGCACUGAGAGAUGUCGAAGGAAAUAUUGUUACAGACUCCACCUCCCAAAGUUUACUCUUUGCUGUCAUGUUCUCUUCUAUCUACCGAAUAGAUGAUGGGCGUGAGACAUUGAUAUCAGGCAGGCAAAUCGAACCGAUGCCUCCAGUCACCAUCUCAUCUCAUGCAGUCUAUAUUGUCCCUUCAAAACUUCAUCAAGACAAAAGCGUCAGCUCAGAUAGUGUCCAUCCAGCUGUUUUACGUGUCCUAGCACGUAUCCUGGCGGCUCCUCUGGCAUCUCUUUUCAAUCUUUCACUUGAGCAAGGAAAUGUACCGGAAGACUGGUGGAAAGCGACCGUAUGUCCAAUAUUCAAAAAGGGCAGUAAUUAUCGACUGGUCAGUCUGACAUCCAUCCUCUGCAAAGUCAUGGAGACCAUCGUCAAGAAAUCUCUCAUGAAUCAUAUUCUUACUUCAAAUGCUAUACCCGACUCGCAGCAUGGAUUUCUACCCCGAAGAUUUUGUCUAACAAAUCUUGAAGAGUGGAUUACAAGGACCAUGGAUGAAAAAGACUCGGUGGACGUGGUAUUUUUGGACUUCACAAAAGUGUUUGACUCCGUUAAUCACCGACUGCUCUUGCGCAAACUUCAAGCAUACAAGAUUCAACCAUUGGUGACUUCGUGGAUUUCUUCCUUCCUGAGCCAUCGAACCUUUCGAGUGUAG
Messenger RNA from Octopus bimaculoides (California two-spot octopus), 813 nucleotides. RefSeq lists its product as uncharacterized. The record is from RefSeq and is a predicted model, not a curated record. Lineage: Eukaryota; Metazoa; Mollusca; Cephalopoda; Octopoda; Octopodidae.